AUGUCCUCCCUCGAGCUCAUCAACCCGCGCGCCGAGAGCGUUCGCCGCACCCAGGCCCUCCAGGUCAACACUGCUGGUGCUGUCGGUCUUGCCGGUGUCGUCAAGAGCAACCUCGGCCCUCGCGGUACCAUUAAGAUGCUUGUCGACGGUUCGGGCCAGAUCAAGAUGACCAAGGACGGCAAGGUCCUCCUCUCGGAGAUGCAGAUCCAGAACCCUACCGCCGCCAUGAUUGCCCGGACUGCUGUCGCCCAGGACGAGCAGGUCGGUGACGGCACCACCUCGGUUGUCCUCCUUGUCGGCGAGCUUCUCAAGCAGGCCGACCGCUACAUCUCCGAGGGCGUCCACCCUCGCGUCAUUGGCGAGGGCUUUGACCUUGCCAAGAAGGAGGCUCUUUCGUUCCUCGACUCAUUCAAGCAGACUCCCGUCCUUGACCGUGCCAACCUCAUCCAGGUCGGCCUUACUUCGCUCUCGACCAAGCUCCACGCCAAGCUUGCCCAGAAGCUCGCCGCUGACUGUGUCGACGCCGUCCUUGCCAUCCAGCCCCCCGUGCCCGCCGCGGAUGCCACUGGCGCCGCCGCCUACCGCGAGCCCAUUGACCUGCACAUGAUCGAGAUUAUGAAGAUGCAGCACCGCACCGACACCGACACCCAGCUCGUCAAGGGUCUCGUCAUGGACCACGGUGCCCGCCACCCCGACAUGCCCAAGCGUGUCGAGAACGCCUACGUCCUUACCCUGAACGUCUCGCUCGAGUACGAGAAGACCGAGGUCAACUCUGGCUUCUUCUACUCGUCGGCUGACCAGCGUGAAAAGCUCGUCGAGUCGGAGCGCAGGUUUCUGGACGAGAAGCUCAAGAAGAUUGUGGAGCUGAAGAAUGCCGUUUGCGACGUUGCCCUCGGCUCGGACGAGAAGCCCAAGGGCUUUGUCAUUAUCAACCAGAAGGGUAUCGACCCCAUGUCGCUCGACGUCCUUGCCAAGAACGGCAUCCUCGCCCUUCGUCGUGCCAAGAGGAGAAACAUGGAGCGCUUGCAGCUGGCGUGCGGCGGUGUUGCGCAGAACUCGGUCGACGACCUCACCCCGGACGUUCUCGGUUGGGCCGGUCUUGUGUACGAGCACACUCUCGGCGAGGAGAAGUACACCUUUGUUGAGGACGUCAAGGAGCCCAAGAGUGUCACCAUGCUCAUCAAGGGCCCCAACGCCCACACCAUGGCUCAGAUCCAGGACGCGCUCCGUGACGGCUUCCGCGCAGUCAAGAACGCUAUUGAGGACAAGUGUGUUAUUCCCGGUGCUGGCGCCUUUGAGAUUGCCUGCUCGCAGCACCUGCAGACCGCGCUCAAGGCCACUGCCAAGGGCCGCGUGAAGCUCGGUGUGCUGGCGUUCGCCGAGGCGCUCCUCAUCAUCCCGAAGACUCUGGCGGCCAACGGCGGCUUUGACGUGCAGGACGCCAUUGUCGGCCUGCAGCAGGAGGCCGAGGAGACCGACGACCCCGUCGGCCUCGACCUGCGUUCCGGCGAGCCCAUGAACCCCAUCACCGAGGGUGUCUGGGACAACUACCGCGUCAAGAGGCAGAUGCUCCACUCUUGCUCGGUCAUUGCCGUCAACCUCCUCGGCACCGACGAGAUCCUCCGCGCCGGCAGGUCAUCGUUGAAGCCGGACGCCAACGGCAUGUAA
Molecule: messenger RNA, 1668 nt
Organism: Apiotrichum porosum
Lineage: Eukaryota; Fungi; Basidiomycota; Tremellomycetes; Trichosporonales; Trichosporonaceae
Gene: CCT6
Product: T-complex protein 1 subunit zeta
Exons: 6
Coding region: 1-1668 (555 amino acids)
Biological process (GO): protein folding
Cellular component (GO): chaperonin-containing T-complex
Molecular function (GO): ATP-dependent protein folding chaperone; ATP binding; ATP hydrolysis activity
Source: RefSeq, a predicted model, not a curated record